CAAAAUAAAUAAAUAAAUAAAAUCACCACCCUCCUCCGCCAUGGCGUCGCCGGCGACGGAAAAUCCGCCACCCACCUACACAGACACAGUAGAAGAAAUCACCAGAAUCUACAAGCAACUGCCGCCGAGACCCUCAAUUGAAGAGGUGGAGGCCGCCAUUUCCGUACUCCAAACCGUCGAAACCGAACAAAACCUUCAGCUAGAUGAGAUAUCGAAGCAGCAAACCCCGCCGGACGUUCCACCGGAACUGUUCUCCGUUCUGCAGGAAGUGAAGAGAACCAUGGUCUCGUUCCGCAGCCACGACCAGCGGAAAGAGGCGGCGCAGCUGGUCGAGACCGACAGAAUAUUCCAGGUGUUUGAUGGGCUCAUUCAGAAGGCUUCUUCUCUGGUUUCCGGUAAACCCCUGUCGGAGAUAGUCCCCGUUGAUUGUGAUGUUGGAACAGAGAUCGUGAUCAGCGAGAAGAAGAGUGAAGAUUGUGCUAAAAUUGGUGCUGAUUUGAAGGGGGUUGGUCCCGCAAGUUCGUCUUCGAAACUCGUCGGUUCGACCUCAGGGGUAAAAGAUGAAGAAAAAUUGAAUCUGAUGAAAGUGGCUGCAUUGAUCGAAAGCUCCGCCAAAACGGGGGCGACUAUUUUAGAUCUUCGAGGCAAGCUAAUGGAUAAAGUCGAAUGGCUUCCAUUAUCUCUCGGAAAGCUAACAACUUUAUCCGAGUUAUAUUUAUCGGAAAAUCGGAUAAUGGCUCUUCCGCCUUCAAUAGGCAGCCUCAUUACCUUAACGAAGCUCGAUAUCCGUUCGAACCAGAUCAUAAAUCUUCCACCUUCGUUCGGCGAACUGCAAAAUUUAACCGACUUGGAUCUUUCCGCAAACCUAUUGAAAUCACUGCCGGAAUCUUUUGCAAACUUGAUAAAUUUAAUCAAUCUUGAUUUAAGUACGAAUCGGUUCUCGAAGUUGCCUAGUGCAGUUGGAUAUCUAAUUUCUUUGCAGAGAUUGAACGUGGAGACGAAUAAUCUCGAAGAACUUUUUAACGGGAUCGGAUUUUGCUCGUCGCUUUUAGAACUGAGGUUGGAUUUCAAUCAGCUGAAGAAUCUUCCGGAAUCAAUAGGGAAGCUCGAGUGUUUGGAGAUUCUCACUUUGCAUUAUAAUAGGGUUAAAAAAUUGCCCUCUCCGAUUGGGAAUCUUUUGAAAUUGAGGGAGCUCGACGUUAGCUUUAACGAACUCGAGAUUAUACCGGAAACACUUUGCUCCGCGGUGAAUCUUGUGAAAUUGAAUUUGGGGAAGAAUUUCGCCGACUUGAGAAUGUUGCCACAGUCGAUUGGGAAUCUUGUGAUGCUUGAGGAUCUUGAUAUUAGUUAUAAUCAGAUAAAAAAUUUGCCCGAUUCGUUUGGGUCGCUGUCGAAAUUAAGACACUUUCGCGCCGAUCAAACUCCUUUGGAAGUGCCACCUAAGGAAAUUACGAAAUUGGGUGCUCAGGAUGUGGUGAAGUAUAUGGUUGAUUUUGUUGCGGAGGAGGGGAAAUUUCGACUGGCGAAGAGGAAAAAAGGGUUCUGUUCUUAUAUAUGCCCUCUGCUCUGUUUCGGCAUUGGGAACGAAUAACUUUUCCACGAGGUAAGAAACGUAAAAAGUAAUAAAGAUUAUCCCUGUGUGUGUAUAUGUGUGAAUUUGAGGGUCGACGGUGAUGGAUUCGAUACCUUGAAAACGAUGGUAAUGAACAUUUAAUUUAAGCAUCUUUUUUAAUAUGUAUAAUUUUGUGAUUUAUUACUUUGGAAGAGAUUGUUUGUGUUGUAGUUGAUUUUACUGUACAGAAGAGUGAAUGUAGACAUACUAUUUCAUUUGUUUGGUGUGAAUCGAAAUGGUUGAGUAUAGUUUCGAUCUGG
This is a messenger RNA of Erythranthe guttata (spotted monkey flower), 1872 nucleotides long. RefSeq names its product plant intracellular Ras-group-related LRR protein 5. The record is from RefSeq and is a predicted model, not a curated record. Lineage: Eukaryota; Viridiplantae; Streptophyta; Magnoliopsida; Lamiales; Phrymaceae. Gene Ontology annotation, molecular function: protein binding.